UUAGGGACAGUGGGGGAGACAGUGCAUAGGGACAACUCCCAGAUGACAAGCUCAGGUUGUCUCAGACAGAUAUCGGAGAGUUUUGGUACAGAAUUCGCGAAGGAUGCCGUCCAACUGCAAGACAUGUAUGUGUAAUGGGACAAGAGAGACAAGAAUCAAAUCUUACCCUGGCAAACAACUUGGAGUCUCCUCCACCCUGUGCGCUCGACAUGAUUACGACUUUCUCCUGGUAUCAGACACAGUGGUCGGUGUGGUGGCGCGUAGUGCGAUUCUCAAACAGAAUACCUCCGAACGGGUGUCCCGUAAGCUCUCUGCCGGUGCUCGAUCGCGUCGUGGAGGGCGAUUACACCCUAGGACCCCUCACGCCCAGCUGCGCGAUGUAUGUCGACUUUGGCUUCCCUGUACGAGGGCCAAGCCACUCGAUCGGAACGGGGUCGCAAAAGUUGGCUGGAAGACGCAGUGCUUCCUUGACUUGUCUUGGAUGGUGGGAGGGGUGCAGAGGCCAGAAGGGAUGUCACAUGCGUCGUUGGUGCCGGGGGGUUGCGGCCAAUCGAAGAGGCUUCUGCGCGAUCAACGUGUCGUCGAGCUGAAAUGCCGGACAACCUUCUUUUUAGUCCCUAGGCCAGCUGCCGUGGCCGUCGUCUAUCGAAGCGUGGGUUCGGGAGGAUUGGCUUCGCUCGGUGCGACAAUACGGGGUGCGGUCGGUUGUCGUUUGUUUCUUGCGGGCAAUCCGGGGUUUCGAAUUCCAGUUGUUUAAGGGGAAGUUCAACGUUGGAUUCCCAAAGCUCCCGCCGUUCCGCAGUGGAGUGCGACAGGUCCGAAACUGGGCCUUAUCGGUCAGCCGAUAAAGAAUAAGCGCAGGCGCUGUCAGGCGCGUGGGGUGCGCGUCGGGCUGCCUAGGUUUAGCCGGCCCGUUUUGUGGGGAACUGCUUUCCAACGACAGCCCGUCAUCACCCACCAGCGUUGCCAGCUUUCGUCUCAUCACCUGCAUCCGAGUCCCCUGAGCUUCCGACCGCGCGCUCGACUAACGAGACUCGACACAAGUACUCCGAUCAUGGCUUUGGUCAAUGGCGAUGUCCCGCGAUGGGUGGCAGACCUACAGUCUCCCCCAGCUGCUAAGUCCAAGGUCCCCGGCAUCUCCGACCCUCCAGGCUACCCGUCGCAAACCUCAUCCAGUUCAAAGGUAAGC
This is a messenger RNA of Colletotrichum godetiae, 1189 nucleotides long. RefSeq lists its product as uncharacterized. The record is from RefSeq and is a predicted model, not a curated record. Bases 104 to 757 code for a protein of 217 amino acids. NCBI's taxonomy places the organism in Eukaryota, Fungi, Ascomycota, Sordariomycetes, Glomerellales, Glomerellaceae. The transcript has a single exon.